UCAAACUUGACAUCAGCCCCUGAGCCGAGAAUGGUAACUUGUGUCGGAAUCGGAGCCCUCACAUCAGUGGCAUGCUUCGUGGAGUUAUGUACCUCUUGUUGCCCUCUGAACUGCCGUCAUGGAUUGCAGCCCCCCUGUACUUUUUCUCGUCUUCUUCUCGUUUCUUUGCAGAGGACAACUGACUAGCAAUGCCUCCAAUGAAGUGAACAUACUGGAUUCUAAAGCAGGCCAAGGAGAACUAGGUUGGAUUUCCUACCCGUCACAUGGGUGGGAAGAGAUCAGUGGUGUGGAUGAACACUACACGCCCAUCCGGACCUUCCAGGUGUGCAACGUCAUGGAGUACAACCAGAACAACUGGUUGAGGACCAACUGGAUCCCUCGCAACUCCGCACAGAAGAUUUAUGUAGAACUCAAGUUUACUCUGAGAGAUUGCAACAGUAUUCCCCUGGUCCUGGGCACCUGCAAAGAGACCUUCAACCUUUACUACCUAGAGACAGAUGAGGACCAGGGUGUCAAGUUCAGGGAGCACCAGUACGUCAAAAUCGACACCAUUGCAGCCGACGAGAGUUUUACACAAACGGACCUGGGUGACCGGAUCCUCAAGCUUAACACGGAGGUGCGGGAGGUGGGACCCAUCACCAGGAAGGGCUUCUACCUGGCCUUCCAGGAUGUGGGGGCCUGUGUGGCCCUGGUGUCGGUGCGGGUAUACUAUAAGAAGUGCCCCUCUAUAGUGCGCAACCUGGCCAUGUUCCCUGACACAGUGCAUAUGGAGUUCCAGUCUCUAGUGGAAGUUCUGGGCUCCUGCGUCAACAACUCCAAGCAGGAGGAUCUCCCAAAGAUGUACUGUAGCCCUGAGGGGGAAUGGCUGGUGCCCAUUGGGAAGUGUCUGUGUAACAUUGGCUACGAGGAACGAGGGCUUUCCUGCCAAGCCUGCAGGCCCGGUUUCUACAAGUCUUCCACCGGCAGCCCGAGAUGCACCAAAUGCCCCCCUCACAGCCAUUCCCAACAGGAGGGAGCUAUCCACUGUGACUGUGAAAAGGACUACUUCCGCUCAGAGGGGGACCCGCAGUCCAUGGCUUGUACCCGGCCGCCGUCUGCACCCGGGAACGUCAUCUCUGUCAUUAAUGAGACGUCGGUGAUCCUGGAAUGGAGCUGGCCGGCAGACACAGGUGGCAGGAAGGACGUGACCUUCACUGUGGUGUGCAAGCGCUGUGGGCGGGGCCAGCAGCAGUGUGAGCCCUGUCGUGGUGCGGUCCGCUUCCUGCCCAGCUCGUCCGGGCUGAGGAACACCACCGUGACCGUUACCGACCUGCUGGCGCACACCAACUACACCUUCGAGAUCGAAGCCCUCAACGGGGUCUCCGAUCUAGCAGCGGGCCAGCGCCAGUUUGCCGCUGUAACCAUAACAACCAACCAAGCAGCACCAUCUCCUGUCACGGUCAUCAAGAAGGACAGAGCUUCCCGAAAUAGCAUAUCUCUGUCCUGGCUGGAACCAGAGAGACCCAAUGGCAUUAUUCUGGACUACGAGGUCAAGUACUAUGAGAAGCAGGAGCAGGAGACGAGCUACACCAUCCUGAGGUCCAAGGGCACCAACGUGACGCUGAGCGGCCUCAAGCCUGACACCAGCUACCUGGUGCAGAUCCGGGCUCGCACGGCCGCUGGUUACGGACUCAGCAGCCGCAACUUCCAGUUUGAGACCAGCCCAGACUCUUUCUCCAUUUCCGGUGAAAACAGCCAGGUGGUGCUGAUCGCCAUCUCUUGUGCCGUGGCCAUCAUUGUCCUGACGGUGGUGGUGUAUGUUCUCAUCAACAGGAUUUGUGGUUACAGAAAAUCAAAAGAUUCAGAUGAAAAGAGGUUUCACUGUGGUAACGGACACUUGAGACUUCCUGGUAUAAAAACUUAUAUAGAUCCACAUACCUAUGAGGACCCCAGUCAAGCUGUCCACGAAUUUGCCAAAGAGCUCGAUGCUUCUGGGAUAGCUAUCGACAAGGUGGUGGGUGCAGGUGAGUUUGGUGAGGUGUGCAGUGGACGACUGCGGUUUCCCUCCAAGAAGGAGAUUUGUGUGGCAAUCAAGACCCUCAAGGCUGGAUACACGGAGAAGCAGAGGCGGGACUUCCUGAGUGAAGCCAGCAUCAUGGGCCAGUUUGACCAUCCCAACAUCAUCAGGCUGGAGGGCGUGGUCACUCGCAGUAAGCCGGUGAUGAUCGUGACGGAGUACAUGGAGAACGGUUCCCUGGAUGGCUUCUUGCGAAAGCACGACGCGCAGUUCACGGUGAUCCAGCUGGUGGGCAUGCUGCGCGGCAUCGCCUCGGGCAUGAAGUACCUGGCUGAGAUGGGCUACGUCCACCGGGACCUGGCCGCCCGCAACAUCCUGGUCAACAGCAACCUGGUGUGCAAGGUGUCCGACUUUGGGCUGUCGCGGGUGCUGGAGGACGACCCAGAGGCUGCCUACACCACUAGGGGUGGCAAGAUUCCAAUCAGGUGGACGGCGCCAGAGGCUAUCGCCUACCGCAAGUUUACCUCAGCUAGCGACGUGUGGAGCUACGGCAUCGUGCUGUGGGAAGUGAUGUCCUAUGGGGAGAGACCCUACUGGGAGAUGUCCAAUCAGGACGUGAUUAAAGCGGUGGAUGAUGGCUAUCGGCUGCCCCCCCCCAUGGACUGCCCUGCAGCCCUGUACCAGCUGAUGCUGGACUGCUUGCAGAAGGACCGCAACAAGCGGCCCAAGUUUGAGCAGAUUGUCAGCAUUCUGGACAAGCUCAUCCGCAACCCCAGCAGCCUGAAGAUCAUCGCCAACACCGCCUCCAGGCCUAGCAACGUAUUGCUGGACCGGACCAGCACAGACGUCCUCUCCUUCCACUCCACUGGGGACUGGCUGGACAAUGUGCAGACGCUACCUUGCAAAGAUGCCUUCAGCGGGCUGGGCUACAGUUCCUGUGACAGCCUGGCCAAGGCCACUGCUGAGGACUUCAAAAAGGCUGGCAUUGCCAUAGUAGGACCUCAGAAGAAGAUUGUGAGCAGUAUCAAGGCACUUGAAACAUACACUAAGAAUGGCCCAGUUCCUGUAUGAAACCUACCAUCCGCUUCGCCUUCAACUGAUGAAUUUAAUGAAAAGAGGAACUGACAUAUAAAAUAUACCCUUAGGAUUUAUGUAAAGAAUGAGUGAUAUCCCAACACCUACAGCAUGUGCUUUGGGCUAUAGAAUGACCUUCUGUCGAUGAUCAGUUGCCUUAUUUUUCACAUACGUGAAAAGAUGGAUCCAGGGAAUGAUUGAAGCUGUAUUUGAGGAUUGGGCAUCCAUACUUGAUGAAUGUGUCCACAAAUGCUAGCUAACUGGAAAUCAAGGUCCACAUAAACGGGUGAUGACAACUAUGAGAAAACGUGUCUAUUUUCAUCAGUACCAGCCUGUCCGCUGAAAGCCUGUAACAGUGGGGCAUAAAACACCUUUAACAUAUCAUAGGAAAGAACUGUCUGGAUACAACAGUGAGAUUCAGAGAUCUCAAGGUAGCAAGUCAUACUGGUGAAGGACUGGGAUCAUUCAGGGUGGAUCUGUCUGUAUGCUUCAGUGCACAGUAAGGUCAUUUUAGGAUGUGUAGGUCUGGCAUAAAGAGAAUCAGUGGUCUACAACCCGAAAAGCUUGUCAAAGCUCAGUUUGGAGGCAGGGAAAAACUGCGAAAGUGGAUCUAGAUGAAAAAGCACGAAAUGUAGAGAAGGACAAGUGGGUGUCUUUCAUACUAAUCGGGUGCUGUUUGCAAGAAUAUGUCAUACUGAGCAAUAAUACCAUGCAAGCCCGCAAUUAUUUUCUGUGAAUAUAAGUGAGACCUUCUUCUUCAGUUCAAGGACGUAGCUCAGUGGCUGUUGCUAUGCCCUUAGGAGUGCUGCAUUCUGGAGAAGCAUAAACCAGUCUGACGGCAAAACACCUGCUAUAAGAGAAGGCCACACUUGCAUGGCUCACUGUUGCAAAAAAUAAAAUAAAAUCUGCAGAAAAUGUAUCUUAAUACACUAAUACAUAUAUCAAGGGAAAAUAUGUCUAUACUAUUCACAUCUGAACAAACAAGAGCAUCUUAAUCAGAUUUUGUGCCAUUGUUUUUACAUUUUAAAUGGUGUUUCUUCAGAUAACCACAUCGGGGUUUUCGCAGUCACAAAAGCAACAGGUGUCUGACUGCGAUUCUUCUGAAAUGUGCAGUUAUCUUGCAGUUUUCUUGUACUGUACCUUGAAAUUCAUUAGUUAUUCCAUUGGUACCUACAUAUAUCCUAAUUAAGGACCAAAUCUCCUCAAGAUUGCUAUCAGUUUAUUAUUUUUUUGUUUGUUUUUGAUUGAGUACCUCAAACCCAUCCUACAUGUUACUACAUACCAUGAGUUUUUUGUGUGUGUUCAUUCUCUUACUUAAGAAUAAAUCUUAUAUAAAUUAAUAAUGUGGAAGUAUAUAAAUUUAACAGGUCACCUGGUCUGCUAAUCCAAGACCAUAAAUGAGGAUGUCUUUUGCUUCUUACUAGAGAACAAGGAAUUAUAGGGUUCUCCCCCCCCCCCCCCCCCCACCCCCCAGAAAUAGAAAAAUUCUACACCAUGUUGUGAAUCUUUUAUUUAUCCUUUGAAAAUGUUCAGGCUCACUGUAAAAAGGUUAUAUUGAUAACUAAAUCAAUUAAAUGUAUAUGGUGUCUUUUGAUCUAUUAAAAUAGCCAUUUUAAAACUCCAAUAUUUAACUUUCUCCACUGUGCACUAUAUAGGAAGUACUUUAGGCUCAGCAGACUAUGAAAUGUAAACUAUGAGGUUUUUCAAAAAUCAGUGUAUGAUACUGUUUCCACGCGUUCGGUCAUGAGGAUGUAGAAAAACGACAGUUCACCUUCAUGUGAUCAUUGUAAUGAUUUUAAGUAUUCAUACUAAUUUGCUGCACAUAGUAUCAUCACUGGACAGCAACACGACUUAUUUACCAGUUCCCGUUAUCGCCGCAAUUCUACUCGUCACGAAAGGAAUGAUGUCAUGCGUAUUCAGGAAGCGUUCACGCUCUGACAACGACUAACUAAAUGCCCCAAACUUGUGCCAUUUCAGAAUGAAUCACCCGGCUGCACUCAAACCGCUAGCAAAGAACGCUGCUCUUCGCGCUAUUCGCGUGUACGUAUGUAAACCAGCCACCGUAAUGAAGGCAGCCGUAAGCUAGCGGUACUGUAAGCCAUGGACAUCAAUUUGUACAAAUGUUUGUAUAUAUAUAUAAAAGAAAAAAAUAUUUGUGCAACCUUAAAAGAAAAAAAUACUUUGUAUUAUAUUUUUGUUAUUUUGUAUUGUAUUUGUUUUUACAUUUAAAAUGCAAUGAUAAUUUACAUAUUAUUUAUUUGUUAAAGUUUUGUUUUGUGGUAUAGCGUAAGUUAUGACAUGGUCAUGUGAUGGUUUUUCAGUGUUUUGUACUUUAUAAACAAGAAUUUCAAAAGAGCAAUAUUAUCAUGGGAACCCUCCCCAUCCUCUUUACCUUUAUUUUAUUU
Brienomyrus brachyistius is the source of this 5475-nucleotide messenger RNA. Its product is annotated as ephrin type-A receptor 3-like. The record is from RefSeq and is a predicted model, not a curated record. Bases 119 to 3067 code for a protein of 982 amino acids. Gene Ontology annotation, cellular component: neuron projection; plasma membrane. The transcript has 17 exons. Gene Ontology annotation, biological process: cell surface receptor protein tyrosine kinase signaling pathway; axon guidance; protein phosphorylation. NCBI's taxonomy places the organism in Eukaryota, Metazoa, Chordata, Actinopteri, Osteoglossiformes, Mormyridae. Gene Ontology annotation, molecular function: protein binding; ATP binding; transmembrane-ephrin receptor activity.